CGACAAGAGCCCCAGUCAGCUUAAAUGCUUACAUAGGACGAAGAUGAAAAGGAAAACUGAAAAGAAGCGAGGCUAGCUGACAGGGGACUAGCUUAAAGAGACCUAGCUGACAAGGUUUUUUCCUUUCGGUCGAGCUCUUGAAGUACCUAAAGGCUUACUCGAUAGAGUAAGAAGUUAAGUUGUUUUAUUCAAAUCACACCUAUACGAGUAUCAAAGGACCUAUCAGAGAGUCUGUCAAUAGAGUGAGAUAGCGAUUGAUUCAUUGUCCAGCUAUAGGGAUCAUGCCAUGUGAAAAAGCCAUUUCGAGAGUCGUCAAGUGAUAAACCUCAUUGCCUAUUUAUAUAAGGGCCUCUCUAUACUUUAACUCUUUCAGAGCCUUGUUCGCUUGGCUUAAAAGCUCCUUUCGUAUAUAAAAAAGGGUGGGAAAGCAUGAAUUGUUUGAUGUUUUUCCGCUGUUGAAUCCAAAAUAGAUGUGAACAUCUUUAAAUCACUUCUAAUAAAGGAGUACCCUUAGGGGCAUGCUCUCCAAUUCGCAUGAUGAGUAUCAAUUCAAGUACCACCAAAUCAGCAUUCUUCUUAUUUUUUAUUCUCUUUUUUCUUUUGUUUUCGCAUUACUGCCAAUCAGUAUAGUUCCAAGCCCCAUUGUGACCUAGGAUUCAUUCGUAUCUUACUUGGGAUUCGCCAGAGCGAUAGUUCUUCGAAAGACGUGAACCACGAGUGGUGAUGGUGGCUGGUUCAUCCUCAAGGCGAGAAGGAAUAAAGAAUCGGCCCACCUUUCCAUAUCGAGGACCAGCUCUUCCACACCGAGAUACUAUCAUGUUAGUCAAGCUUUGGUAUGUUCAGCUCGAUUGUCUUGAUGUUCUAAGCAUACCAGGCUUCCCUUCCGGUUCAGGUAAAAUUUGAAUCACAGAAAGCGCCUUUCGGGUGCCUGCUUGAGGCUGAUGCGUAUGCAGCGGCAUCUGUAUUUUCGCAUGUGGUACACAUAGAAAGUAUUGCAGAGACGGGCUGGCUAGACUCUUAUCGAAAUUUCGUAUAGUAUAGAAAGAUGUUUAUGGUCUAUCUGAUACUUAUCUAUCUAGUACGAUCGAUCUAGUCAUUCAGUCUCUUCGCCAGGUCUUUAUGGAAUUCUAUUCUAUUAGAGCAGGUCGGUCUAGGUGGUUGAUAUUGCUCCUGAUAAAUCUGUUCUUUCGUUUGUGCAUCUUUCUCCCAUGCUUUCCGUUGGUUAACAACCAACCACAGCUCUCUAUAGUUCUUUACUACUCGUACAGGCUUGACGGAGUUAAGCUGUCUGGAGGGAAUCAUUUUUUCUCAAUCAAUCAUGCCUCAACUGGAUAAAUUCACUUAUUUUACACAAUUCUUCUGGUCAUGCCUUUUCCUCUUUACUUUCUAUAUUUCCAUAUGCAAUGAUGGAGAUGGAGUACUUGGGAUCAGUAGAAUUCUAAAACUACGGAACCAAGUGGUUUCACACCGCGAUAAAAACAUUCGGAGCAAUGACCCCAAGAGUUUUGAAGAUAUCUUGAGAAAAAGUUUGAGCACCGUUGUAUCCUAUAUGUACUCCAGUUUAUUCGAUGUAUCCCAAUGGUGUAAGGCCGUCGACUUAUUGGGAAAAAGGAGGAAAAAAACUUCUUUCUCUUCUUUCUCCGAAAUAAGUGGCUCACGAGGAAUGGAAAGAAACAUAUUCUAUUUAAUUUCGAAGUCCUCAUAUAGCACUUCUUCCAAUCCUGAAUGGGGGAUCACUUGUAGGAAUGACAUAAUGCUAAUCCAUGUUCCACACGGCCAAAGAAACAUCGUUUUUUAAGUAAAAAAAAAAGUCCUCCCCUUAGUUUAGCUGUGGUAGUGGUUCUUUGCUUGCAUCCUUCGAAGACAUCACCGAUAUUAUCAUAUAUCAA
Messenger RNA from Impatiens glandulifera, 1889 nucleotides. RefSeq names its product putative ATP synthase protein YMF19. The coding region runs from base 1319 to 1798 and encodes 159 amino acids. NCBI's taxonomy places the organism in Eukaryota, Viridiplantae, Streptophyta, Magnoliopsida, Ericales, Balsaminaceae. The transcript has a single exon. Gene Ontology annotation, cellular component: membrane; mitochondrion. The record is from RefSeq and is a predicted model, not a curated record.